UCAGUAGGACAGUGUAUGACCACAAUCAAUUCUCUCGGGUAUUUUUUUCAUCAUUAUUAUAUUAGUUGUUUUCCAAUCGUGUUGGUGCGUGUACCAGGUACUUAAGGUAACAAACAAUUACAAAUAAACGUGUAGUAUGUUCCGCCUUUAACUUUUAUGCCAUAUAAUAAUAAUUUAUAAUUCUGUAAGAUAAAAAAAAUCUUAAUGAUUUACUAAUUGUGUAAGUUCUUUUCCGUUAAUAAUCAUUUUAAAUUGUGGUAUUCUAUUAAUAUUAUGAAGACUUGCUUCGGAUGUUGUCCACUACAUCAUGGCGUCACUGCGAUUGCCUUUCUAAACAUUGUUUGGAAUAUUGGGGAAGCAUUAAAACACAUUUAUCGCCGUGUUGAAGAAUAUGAACGAUAUAAGUGGAUUAACAUUUCAAAUAGCAAUACUUCUGUUUCUCCCGAUGACAACAGCACUGCAGAAUAUGAUCCUCCUGACUACUGGUCAGAUAUCGAAAGAAUACCUGUCAUGAGCGAAAUAUACAUGGAUUACAUAUUCAUAAUGGCAGUCAGUUGGAUCGUUUUGGAAUUCAUCUCGAAUUGCUGUCUCAAGCAAUCCACCUUUAAACGUGCUCCUCAAAAAAUCUACCUGUGGCUAGUAAUUUAUUACGCGAAUUUGUUGUUUAUGGUAUUGCAUUUGGUCCAUUAUACAAUAUUGAUAACGAGACAUUCAGUUCUUAAACAUGAAGUAUUUUCAAUGAAGAUGAAACGUCAUUUUGGAAAUUUGUUCACGAAUUUGAUUUACAUAGCUCUUAUAAGUCUUGAAAUCGCUAUAAUCCACUCGUACUAUAUUAAUGAAAAAAAAAAUAUGCUGAAUGACAUCAUACAACUCAAAUGGAAAUGCGUAUCCCGAGGAAAAGUGGUAUCUGAAGGUGUCGAUUAUUCUUCGUCGUCCGCUUUCAAUGAAAGAACAUCUGGCCAAACCCAAGAAAAAUCUAGAAUACCACCGUACAUAACCACUAUCAUACAGAAUUAACUAUACUAUCACGUUUUCAACAUAACUCCAUGCUCAACAAUUAAAAUAGACAAAAAUACAUAUUAUCAUGUUGCAUUUUAAAAAGAAUUUAUAUUUAUGGUUUUAAAAAUUUGUUUAUUUCAUUACAUUUUAAAUGUAAAUUUGUAAUUGAUAUUAUUCCAUAUUAUUAUAUAUCCUCAAUUAAAUACGAUGAUAGUAUAUAAUAACUAUCUAACUAUAUUAAAUUAAGUACUCGAGUUUUGAGUCUAUCCAACUAUCCAAAUAUGUUUUUAUUGACCUAAUAUUUAACCCAACCAAAAAUUCUUAUUCUUCUUAAGACAUUAUGUCAAUAUGUGAAUUUUUAUUAAGACAAUUAUAAUUAUAAUAUAUCAAAAAAUAAUUUAAAACCAUCGUAUAGACGACAAUAUGUAAUUACUAGAUACUAGUUGAUUUUACGGUUAAAUUGUAAAAAUCGCGUAUUGUUUGUACUUGCAUGCAUUACGAUUUAUUAAAAUAUUAAAUAAGUACCUAUAAGCUAUUGGAUAGGGAGAAUAAGUUAGGGGCAUAGUCCCCCCCCCAGACAUAUUUUUUUAUAAAUAUAAAUAUUAUAUAUUAAAUAACAAAUAAACAAAAUCUAAACUUCUUUUCA
Messenger RNA from Acyrthosiphon pisum (pea aphid), 1645 nucleotides. RefSeq lists its product as uncharacterized. Bases 274 to 1017 code for a protein of 247 amino acids. The record is from RefSeq and is a predicted model, not a curated record. NCBI's taxonomy places the organism in Eukaryota, Metazoa, Arthropoda, Insecta, Hemiptera, Aphididae. The transcript is spliced from 5 exons.